Molecule: messenger RNA, 5827 nt
Organism: Oncorhynchus mykiss (rainbow trout)
Lineage: Eukaryota; Metazoa; Chordata; Actinopteri; Salmoniformes; Salmonidae
Product: TNF receptor-associated factor 2
Biological process (GO): regulation of apoptotic process; positive regulation of canonical NF-kappaB signal transduction; tumor necrosis factor-mediated signaling pathway
Cellular component (GO): plasma membrane signaling receptor complex; cytoplasmic side of plasma membrane; cytosol
Molecular function (GO): ubiquitin-protein transferase activity; tumor necrosis factor receptor binding; zinc ion binding
Source: RefSeq, a predicted model, not a curated record
GUCCAACACUGGUCCACUACUUUGAGUAAGAUUUGCAUUCAGGUAAAACAGAGCAUGAAUUUGAGUGCCCCAUUCAGCCUCGUACCACAGAACAGACUGCUCUUUCGGUGCGUUUUGCCAUUGUCAGGUGAAUUAAUGAUUUGCAUUCACUUUGAGUGUUCAUCAUACAUAAAGAUUACACUGUUGAUAUAUUUGUCAUGCUUUUCACAUCUGAACAUAAUAUCUGCAUUUUAUUCUAAUGAAUGAGAGAGGGAAGUUGUUAUUUUGCUAAUAGUGGCAGCUACUAGUCUAUUAUAGAUCCUCAAUUGAUGUCUUGUCAAUCAUUAUAAACUCACCUAUUCGGAGGUAUGCUGUAAACAUGAAAAUUAUGAUGAAACUAAAUUAUGCACAACUAACCUAUAUAAUUUGUCCAAGUGCCUAUAUUUUCAUUAUUUUAAAUGUAGUCAUAUGAAACCAUUAGCAAUGGAAUAUCGUUAGGAGGCACCCCCUUUACAUUUGGCCUGUCUGUCAACCCAUGUUAAGGCUGCACAUGACGUAACACCCACACUGCAAAGUGCAAUGGCGAAAUUUAACAAUAACAGCCAUCGCUUCUCGGUACCAUAUGUAUUAUGUCGUUAACAUUAAAGAAAACAGAACCAUUCUCCCGGAGAGUCACAACAUGCAACAUCUGUAAAUUUAACGCGCGCGGGGCUGCGACUAGGAGUAUUCUACUGUCUCUGCAAGCGAUGACAGUUUAAAACGCGGGUCUUAGGCGUACUGAGGGAAUCAUGGCCACGGAAGAACCAUCCCCUCCGUCGUCCAUGGAGAGCAACAAACCCGGCUUCCCCAAACAGAUCCUGGCCAACAAGCUGGAAGAUAAACACCUGUGUAACUGCUGUCAGAAGCUGCUGCGGAGGCCCUUCCAAGCCCAGUGUGGACACCGCUUCUGUUCCUACUGCUUCAAUAGGACUGUCAGAGAUGGACCUCAGAAAUGCAGUGCUUGUAUCAAAGAGGACAUUUUUGAAGAGCCCACGUCGAUUCUAAAACAAGGCUGUGCUUUUCCUGACAACGCAGCUCGACGAGAGGUCGAAAACCUCUCUGUUGUCUGCAUCAACGAAGGCUGUACCUGGAAAGGCAAUAUUAAAGAAUAUGAGUUGAGCCACGAGGGGAAGUGUGACUACAUGAUCAUCCCCUGCCCCUCCUGUAAAGAGCAGAUCCGCUUCAACGAACAGGAACGCCACAAUGAGCGAGAGUGCCCUGAGAGAACUCUCAACUGCAAGUUCUGCAAGGAACCAUUCCAUUUCAAAAACAUCAAGGCCCACGACGAGAUCUGCCCCAAGUACCCCAUGAUCUGUGAAGGCUGUGCCAAGAAGAAAAUACCCAGGGAGAAGUACGUGGACCACAUUAAGUUCUGCAGCAAAUUCAGAACUCCAUGCAGAUUCCAUGUUGUUGGGUGUGAUAUGUCAGUGGAGAAGGAGAGGAUCCAUGACCACGAGAGGGCCUGCGCCUAUGAGCACCUCAACUUGCUGCUGCACUACAUUAUGGGGAUGAAGGUGAGCAUGGAGGGCCUGCAGCCGCAAGGCCUGGAGCUGGCUGGACACAAGCUCCUGGAGCUCCACCAUUCCCUCAGGGAGCUGGAGGCACGCGUCUCCCAGCUCAGCACUAACUCCACCGGGCCUCCCGUGCAGGGGGCCACCAACUCUUCUUCCUCCCCGGGCCUCUCCGGGCCUCCCACCCUAGCUCUUCCCCUGCCUCCACCUCCCGCCCUGGCCCCCACCCUGACUGUGUCCACCUCCUUCACCCCCUUGCCCAGCUCGGUGGGGGCGGCCCUGGAGCUACAGCUCCACAGUGAGAAGACCAAGGUGGCGGAGCUGGGACGCAGGUGCACCGACCUGGAGGUGAAGGCGGGGAUGUUUGAGAAUGUGGUUUGUGUGUUGAACCGAGAGGUGGAGCGCUUUGCCACAACCAUGGAGGCCAGUAACAGACAGCAUCGCCUAGACCAGGAUAAGAUUGAGGUCCUGAGCAACAAGGUGCGGCAGCUGGAGAGGACGGUGGGUCUGAAAGACCUGACGGUAGCAGAGAUGGAAGGCAGGCUGAGGGAGAUAUCGGGCACCACAUUCGACGGCGUCUUCAUCUGGAGGAUCUCUGACUUUACCAAAAAAAGACAGGAUGCCAUUGCUGGCCGAGCUCCUGCCAUGUUCUCACCAGCCUUCUACACCAGUAAAUACGGCUAUAAGAUGUGUCUGCGGAUCUACCUGAACGGGGACGGGACAGGGCGUGGCAGCCACCUGUCUCUGUUCUUUGUGGUGAUGAGGGGACUGAGUGAUGCUCUGCUCAAAUGGCCCUUCAACCAGAAGGUGACUCUGAUGCUGCUGGACCAGAGUAACAGGGAGCACAUCAUCGAUGCCUUCCGGCCCGACGUCACUUCCUCCUCCUUCCAGAGGCCUGUAAGUGAGAUGAACAUCGCCAGCGGCUGCCCGCUCUUCUGCCCGCUCUCCAAGCUCGACGCCAAGAACUCCUACAUCCGCGACGACACCAUUUUCAUUAAGGCCAUCGUGGAUCUCACAGGCCUCUAGGAUGCACCCUUUGAAGUGGAAGUGCAAGACAACCGAGCAGCAAUGUGGCCAUUCAGGCUUAAUUUUGGCUGCUUUUGAGCACCAUUUCGGCUCCAUUUUGGUUCCGUUCGGGCCUAUUUCAGUCCCCUUCAUUAGUAGGGAGACUGACAUGCUUGCUACCGUGUGCUGCACGUGGCUCCAGUUUGCCCAGCACAGGAGGCCCUUGCACUGUUGUAGCUCUACCAUCUCUUAAUGCCACAAUACUGGUUCCUCAUGGUGCUUGAACCCCAGUUGGUGUGUAGCUUUAUUAUUUGUUUCCAUGGAAAUAACUCCAGAAUAUAGUCUCAAUAUUUAGUAGGACAGAACCUGUGGUAUUUAAAUGGGGAUAUGUGGCAAUUGAAUUGAUUUGGAGGGCAUCUUUUUCUCUUUGUUUUUCAUAAGACUUCAUUAGGUCUCAGAGAGAGUGAAUUGUAGCCGUUAGAGAAUAGCAAAAAGAGGGAUAUGAACCUUUUCCUUGUCAGUGUAGAAAACUGCCCCACUGCUUAUCGCAGAAGUAGAGCUUAUCGUGGCUUGGUGCAGCAGGGUAUUCACUUUAUCUCUUGUUUCCGAUCUCAACCGAGUCAUUUUGAUUGUGGAUAUCGUGAGCUUCUCAAUGCCAUUGUUGAGUACAUUUGCAUAGACAAACGUGGAGUUAUGUUAUGAAUAAGAAUAUGGGCAUUUGUUUGCCUUUUUGCGCAAAUUGCAUGCGGGCUAUCUUUUAUUGGCCUUGGUGUUGAAGUGCUCGCUCUUUUCAUUGGGCUGCUGAAGGGAUCCUUCCUUGUUCGUUAUUACACCUGUGAGUGAGUUAAACCAUCUGUGAUGGUGGACAUUGCCUGCAUGUCUUGGAUCCAGGCAUAUACUUUUACAUAUACUUGUUGGUGUUGCGUUUCUUGUUCCUCUUUAGGGGUUGAGGCUUAUGGGAUUGGUGGUUCGGUACAUCUGUGGAAGAUACAGUGGAGUUAUCAGGGUGUUAUAAGGCAGCUUGCCAAUCAAAGCCUGAGGCAUACAAGUGUAUUUCUAUCACUGGUAAAUACAUCAAGCUGGAAGAGCUUUCCCCUCCAGGAUAUGCUCAUUACAGUAGCUCAUAUAUCAACACAUAGUACUGUGCCCCACCACAGAUGUUAAUACAGGUUCCAUGAACUGAAGGAAUGGUGUGUUCCUUGUUUUCUGUUCAUAUUACAGUGUGGUACAUUUGUAUGUAGUUUUGCUGCUAUGUCAGAUAUGUUGGUGAUGUAAAACAAAUGUGUUGCGAUCAAUGCGAAAUUUAGCACAGACAGUUGAAGGUGUAAAGUGGAAGGAUAAAGAGAGAUGUAACCACAAAGUGAAAACAAGUGAAUGUGAUGGUAUACUUUGCCAUUGGACCAUAGUGGUUGAUCAUCGUUAAUUGAUGUUUGAUGUAACUCUAGAUAAAUCCAAUUAACCUGUGGGUGACAGUGAAACCUCUUAGCCUAGGUGGUAGUAUUAUGAUUCAUGAAGCCCCACAAAUGACAUUGACCAAAAUGCUAAAUCUGAGGAAAUUCUUUAGAUCUGAAAUAUAUCUGUAGGUUGUAUGCUUGUCCAUUAGGGGGUGCUGUUUUACUUGGUAUGCCUGUGUGCGUCCCCAAUAGUCUUCCCCCUCUGGACUUGUGUAGGGGUUUUCACCUGCCUGUUUUGAAACCAGUCUUGACCUGUUUUGAAACCUCUCUGUGCAUGGGAGGGUUCAAUUCAUAUUCAGUAUCGCAGUUCGUGGUUGGCUUACCUCGUAGACCAAUGGCGAAUGCAUUUAUUUGCAUUUAUUUGGAGGAGUAUAAAUAAAGAUGUUAGAGUUAUUAUUAUGCCAUAUCUCGCACAGCUUCUGUUCAACACAAGCAGAUGCCUAUAUAUAUAUAUAUAUAUAUAUAUAUAUAUUCAUAAGAAUUUAUAAAUAUAAUAUCAUAAUGUUGAACAAUUCAAUAUAUUGAUGUUACUAUACCCAUAUUGUUAUUAAUAAAUAUAGUAUAGUAUAUUAUUAAUUAUAUAAAUAAUACCUACUUUUUGUUUGUCGAGGUGGUUUAAGACAAGUCUGGAAAACCCCUUAAAGUAACCCAAAUACAUAAAAUGCUGUGCCACAUAAUACCAACCAUGGCACCCCAUUCUCCUGGGUUAACUGAGGGUUAAAAACCAAAAUAUGAAGUGGUUGUGUUUACAUUCCCCAAAAUGACCCUUUAAAGGUUCCCACAGUAAUUCUGUGUCAUAUAACUGUGCUUCUCAACCUUUUCUGUACCACUGGGGCCGAAAAACAAUGGUCCCUCUUGUACCAAGAACCGUCAAGUUGCUAUGGUCCUUCCUCCUCGAAGGACUCCUUAGGCCUAUAUCAAAACAGCACUUGAGAUCUGGCUACAUUAUUGUCAGCUAACCAUCUGAUGGACCAGUCAGCAGCAUCCCUGGGACUGGGGCCAAUCCACAGGCCAGAGGUUGAGGACCACUGAUUUUUUUGUCUUCUGAGAAAGGGUGCGUUGGUUGUUAUUAUAGGUAGUAUUUGCGCUCUGAACAUCAUAUUUGUGCAGUCAGUGAAUAUGGUGUUUGGUCCUUUGAUGGUUAUAGACGGGGUUUGGUUCUGCAGGAGUUGAUUCUGACUAUGUUCAUUAUAGGGCAGAGGUAGCUUUUUUAGCAUCAAACUGGAGAAGUUGUUCAGUCAGUUUACAGCCCUCAACGAAAAGGAAUUCAUAUAUAUUCUUUCCUUUCCAUAAAUACUUAUUCUUGUGUUGUGCCAGAAUGUUAUAUUACCUCCAAAUUAUUGCAAAAGCUGUGUUAUACAUUGUACUUGUAUUCUAUGCUAAAAAAUGGUGCCAAAUAUGCUUAGAGAAAUAGAUAUUAUGUACAUAUGAAGGUUUAUGGUUUGUAUUUUUGUUUCAUUCCAAUGUAAUGCAUGGGUCACUUUUGGAACCACCUAGACUGAUGGAGUACUUUCAGCAAAAUAUCUCCUCAUAAUCCAAUAAUAUACCUUUCUUUAGGUCUCUGAAUGUAAAGCUUUAAUGCAGUGGUCCUUUACUCUUUCUGGGAGAGAAAACCAGUUCUGUUUUAACAGUUGUUGAUACAGUUGAAUUUAAUGAACUUUAAUUGUGCACUUUGUAUUAUUUAAAUGUUAAACAGGGUACUACUUUGUUCUGUGAUUUGUAUACUGUGAAGUCAGAGCUAUAUACAUUCUGAUUUGUUGAUCAUGUAUGUUCUCUAUACGCUGUAAAGGCUGUAACAGGACAUGUAGUAUGCAAUAAAUUUGUCAUUGGAUUCCUGGG